UGCUGUAUGCCUCCCACACCCAUGUCAACCAUCACCAUGUACAUUUGUUAAUCUGGGCCUUUCUGGCUACCAUCUUCAUCCUCUAUAUAUAGACCCCCUUGAUCCCCCUCCCUUGCUCCAUCAUAUCCAUCCCCAGCAGCAGCACAACCAUCUCUCUCUCGAGCUCUAGCUGCUAUAGCUGUUGUUGAUCGACCGUCGACGACACAAAGUAGCUAGGCCAGGUAGCUAAGCUUAGCUUGUGCAGCGUCCGCAGCCAAGAAGAAGUAGCCGAUCGAGGAGGAAAGGGAAGGAGCGAGGAUGUCGGGCGUGUGGGUGUUCAAGAACGGGGUGGUGCGGCUGGUGGAGAACGGGGCGGCGGGCGGCGGCGAGGCGGUGCGGAAGCGGAAGGCGCUGGUGCACACGCCGAGCGGGCAGGUGGUGAGGUCGUACGCGGAGCUGGAGUCGGAGCUGCGGGCGCUGGGGUGGGAGCGCUACUACGAGGACCCGGCGCUGUACCAGUUCCACAAGCGCGGGUCGCUGGACCUCAUCUCUCUCCCCGCCGACUUCGCAAGGUUCUCCUCCGUCCACAUGUACGACAUCGUCAUCAAGAACCGGGACUCCUUCAGGGUCGUCGACGUCUGAAUCGAUCGAUGAUCUUCCUCCAUUGCCGUUGUUGCGCCGAGCUUCAUUCCACUACUACUACACUGAUCGACGAUCCAUGCGUGCAUGCACGCGUGCGUCCAUGGUGAUCUGAUCUAGGUGACGAUUAUCUUAUCGUCUCAGUAUCCAUGCAGUUGUUAAUUAGUUGUGACUUUGUGAGGAGUUGAGCGUGCAGCAGCUAGUGAUGUGACAUCGUCAUCAGUGAGAGAGGUUGCUAGCUGCUACUGUGCUUUUGCUUAAUUUCGAUGCAGUGUGUGUGUUCAUCAGAGUGUGUGAGACUGAAUCAGUGGCUGGUUUGUGUGCCAGCAGUGUGAGUGGGGUGUCUGGGAAUGCUGUGCGUAGUUGCUCGAGGUCGGUCCUGAUGUAGUCUGCUCUCAUGUGACUGUAAAUCUACCGUUUGUGCCAGUGAGACCAAUACUUUUAUGCAUUUCCAUUGCAUUAUACACAUAUACGAUACAUCAAA
Messenger RNA from Setaria italica (foxtail millet), 1102 nucleotides. Its product is annotated as flowering-promoting factor 1-like protein 1. Gene Ontology annotation, cellular component: mitotic spindle. Bases 298 to 621 code for a protein of 107 amino acids. NCBI's taxonomy places the organism in Eukaryota, Viridiplantae, Streptophyta, Magnoliopsida, Poales, Poaceae. The transcript has a single exon. Gene Ontology annotation, biological process: regulation of flower development; negative regulation of mitotic metaphase/anaphase transition. The record is from RefSeq and is a predicted model, not a curated record.